Molecule: messenger RNA, 4479 nt
Organism: Gigantopelta aegis
Lineage: Eukaryota; Metazoa; Mollusca; Gastropoda; Neomphalida; Peltospiridae
Product: atrial natriuretic peptide-converting enzyme-like
Exons: 17
Coding region: 1-2589 (862 amino acids)
Biological process (GO): proteolysis
Cellular component (GO): membrane
Molecular function (GO): serine-type endopeptidase activity; protein binding
Source: RefSeq, a predicted model, not a curated record
AUGCCGUUGUACUUCUACUCCCUCUCGGGGGAGCAUGCCGUUGUACCUCUACACCCUCUCGGGGGAGCAUGCCGCUGUACCUCUACUCCCUCCCGGGGGAGCAUGCCGCUGUACCUCUACUCCCUCCCGGGAGAGCAUGCCACAGUACCUCUACUCCCUCCCGGGGGAGCAUGCCGCUGUACCUUUACUUCCUCCCGGGGUAGCAUGCCGCUGUACCUCUACUUCUUCCCGGGACCUCUCAGACAGUAUAUCGUUCUGUAUCUUUUCCAUCUCUGUAUCCUUCCUUCUGUCUUGUACCUUCACAAUAAUAAGACUUGUUCUCUUUCUCUUUGUUUCAGUCCAGGUAGCAUAGUAGUUAGUUUUUUGAUACACCUCCGCAAGGCUGUGGACGUGGACAGCCUGAAUAACCUGUCCGACAUCCUGGUGCGUGGACUAACCAACAGCAUCAUCACCAUUGAUAACUCAUCCAUCCGAAUCCAUGCAGAAGUGCCACAUUCUACUAUUUCGCCUGUUAGACCCAGCCCUUCGGAGACCUGCGAACCGUUACGCCUGUUACGGUGCGUCAACAGGACGGACUACCAAAACACAGCCUUCCCCAACGCGCUUGGAGAUACCUCACAGGACCAGGCCAUCGCUAGAUACCGCAAAUAUGACUUAUAUUUUGAACUCAAGUGUCACGGAUAUGCCACAGACUUUUAUUGUUCAGCAUACACGCCGGAAUGUCGAAAUAACCGAGCCAUUCUACCAUGUAGAAGUUACUGCGAAGAAGUGAAGAAAAGAUGCAAAGAAUAUCCAAAGAAUGUGUCAUUUCCUGUGGACUGUUCAAAGCUUCCGGAUUCCGACGAUCCAGCCAUCUGUCGACCCAGUCCUUAUAAACCUGGGAAGUGCGUGGAGGUGGAGUUCGAGUACUGCCGUGAGCUGGACUUCAACAGCACGUCGUUUCCCAACAUCAUCGGCUCGACGGCCGAGAGCGAGGUGUCGUCCAUGCUGAAUCUGAUGAAGGGGAUACAGGACGCCACCAAGUGCUACAAACACAGCAUGAUGAUGGGCUGCUCCGCCUUCCUGCCUCACUGCACCGGCACCGAGAGAGUUCCAGGAAACUACAUUCCUCCAUGCAAAAGUCUCUGUAAAGCUUAUAAAGACCGCUGUGAGAUCUUCCUGAACAUAUUUUACCACAAAUGGCCGAACGCUCUGAACUGCGAGUCGCUUCCAGACAGUUCCGACCCCAGCGUGUGUACUGGCUACAAGGAGGCACACGAACCCCCGGAGUUUGGAGACUGUAAGCCUGGUGAACUCCGCUGUGACGUCACUUCCUGUAUUAAACCAGCCUGGGUGUGUGACGGUUACCAAGACUGCAGAGACAAUGCUGAUGAGAAGCACUGUGCAUUCUGCAAAUCGCAUGAAUACCAGUGUUCGCCCACGUCGUUGCUAUGUAUCAACAAGACGUCAGUGUGCGACGGCGUCAAUGACUGCUACGAAGGCGUCGACGAACAGGAAUGUGUUCGUCUGAAGGGCUCGCCCCAGGAGAAUCUGCUGGAGGUGUACAACCCGCCCUUAGACAGGUGGGAGACGGUGUGUGACGAGGGAUGGAACACCACGUUCAGUCAGAUUGUCUGCAAACAACUCGGAUACAGCUCAUCAUACAGCACGAUAACGGAAAUGGAGAUAGGACAGCCGACUGUGGUGGUGGCAGACCUACAGCGAGGCAAAGAUCCCACCCAAAUACAAAGCUACAUACAGAGUGGACAUUUCUGUGCAAGUCGAAAACAUGUGAAAAUAGUCUGUAAAAAUCCAAUUUGUGGUGUGAGACCGGCCCACUAUCGAGAACCUCUGCGUAUCGUGGGGGGCGACGAGGUGAAGCCGGGUACGUGGCCGUGGUUGGUGUCGUUACAAGGAGGAUCCGGCGGGACCUUCUUCUGCGGGGGCAGCGUCAUCAACGAGCAGUGGAUACUGACCGCCGCGCACUGUGUUGGGGGAGGUGGAACCUCUCGUCUGCAGUGGAAGAUCAUGGCGGGACACACGCGCAGACUGACGUACACGAAGUACCGCCAGAUCCGAAAAGGAAAGAAAUUCUUCACGUACCCUAGAUACGACACGCUUACCGUCGACAAUGACAUUGCGCUCAUCAAACUGGACAGACCGCUUGUGUUCACAAACUACCUCCGACCAGUCUGCCUCCCGAAAGCUGAUCUCGUCACUAAGUUGGGUACACGGUGUAUAGCGGCUGGCUGGGGCAAGACUGGGGAUUAUGCCCUGGACUACCAGCCAGCGGUUCUUCAGGUUCAGCUGGAUAUCGCCAACUGGAACGCGUGCAAGGCCGCCGUGGAGUCGUCAGAGCAACAGGUUCCGUACAAACUGACACACAACAUGAUGUGUGCCGGUGGCGGGCUGGGACACGAUGCGUGUGGGGGCGACAGUGGUGGGCCUUUCGUGUGUCACGUUCCAAAUACAACUGACACGUGGUACCAGGCUGGGAUAGUGUCCUGGGGAAUCGGGUGUGCGGUGCCCCAUUCUCCUGGAAUCUACACCAAACUGCCAAAUUACAUAGAUUGGAUAAACGAAGUGAUUGCCAACAAUACCGAUUCUUAGCCCCGAAGUUUGAAAGUGUCAUUCAGAUAACUUUCUACAGAGAUAUUCAGAUCUCCUUCAAAUGAUACCUCUUUCUUCUGUUUUAAAUCCGAGCAGGCGUUACAGAUAUGAACACAUCAAAAGAGAAAUAUUCUAAUUGCUAAAUAUCAUUAGCGUAGCAGAUGUUGGAGAUCAGUCAAGAUACAAGAGGGUAUAAUGUAACGUAAUCCUGUAUCGUAUUGAAGAGCAGAAGCUCCAUCUUUGAAAACCAAAACCAAAAACGAAUAUAGAGAUCAUAGUUACAGAUAUCACACAAUGCAUACAGCACUGAUACAAUAUUACACAAGUUAAUUAUGUAUAUGACAAAUAAAUUUAAACACAUUAGAACAAGCGAAAGGUUGGUAUUUCAAAACCUAAAGUGACGAAAACAUUUACACAAAAAAAGAUUUAAAGAAUGUGCGCCUGACAAGAACAAUGACGUAACAAUUUAUGCUGCUAUGUCAUCAGCAGUAGUGUAUUGUCUAAUUUGUACUGACUGCAGAGACACAAAACGUGUUGUCAAACGCACAUACAAAAGAUCAGCCCCAUAAACCUACUUUCACCAGAAUCCGACAACUUGUGACAUUCGCCUAGAUUCUUCAGACUUCAAGGUCAAGCUAUACUUCGUGAUUCCAGGAACAACCAUUCUUCUUGGAUUUCAUCAUACAAUUAACAAAAUACUCUGAAAACAACUCCGCUGUUGAUUAUGAUGUUGAUAUUAAAUAUCUAAACAUGGACGCCAGUGGCCAGACUGUAGGGGCCGAUACCCUUUUCAGGACUGAUGUUGCAUGAUUUGGCCAAGUGGUUGAAGAGUUUAACGCUAAUGCUUGGUGUUUCCUUGGGUCAAAGGUAUCAGCUACUCAGUGUUGCUGCUCGGUUGUUCUGUGGGAUAAGCCGGCGGACUUGGCAACACUAAUGAUCACCAGUUGUGUCCAGCUGGAAUGAGACAUUGAAUAGACGUUUCUUGUCUGUAGCAAUGACUGUGACUGAUUGUUUGUUUCGGGACUAGUGUCAAUCACAACUUUUGGGGACUUAUGUUCCGUUACUUAAGUGGGACAAGAGCCGAGCAUUUCAAGCUGAUGUUUGUUCUUGUAGCAUGAAGUAAGCAUGAUCAAGAAUUGUGUUCUAAAUUGUUCACUGGUAAAAGUGACUUGUCUUCUGAACAUUGAUGCCAAGUUAUUGUGUGUUUCUGAAGUGCAACUACUGUACUUAGUGAAGGACCUUUCAUGAUUGUUGCUUCGUGACAUAAACUAAAUGGAAUUUCAAGAAUGAUGCUCAGCUGUUCACCGGGACACGGAACUGGACAUCUCGAUACCAACGUACAGUCAUUCAGCAGGAGGACUCGGAACUGUUUGGAACAACUGGCUAGAUAUAUCGGUUGUCCAUUUGAUUAAGAUGUUCGGUUGAUGCUCGGUUGUCAAUUGAGGCUUGACAUUUUAAACCAAAUGAUCCAUUGUUUAAUGACAUAACAUUUAAAACCUAUUAAUAACAAGAGAUGUUUGUAUCCCACAGCUAAUGGGAAGAAGUCUGGUGUUAUUCUUAUGGUUGAUAUUCAUUCAUAUGGUUGAUAUCCAUGUGUAUUGUUUCUGACGAAACAACGUCUGUCGAUAUAUUUUGUCACAUGAUAUGAUUUGAAAUAAUUUUCUGUUGUUGUUGUUGUUGAGAAAGCCACAUGUGGUAUAUUUGUAAAUCAGUUUUGCUUUACGUAGAUAUUUAAAUUGUUCCCUGCUGUAAGUAGAUAGUUGUACUAAAAAUAGAAACGUAUUUUGCUGUAAGAUAACGCUUAUAGUCAUAUUAAUAGAACUAUCUCAUUAAGCUUCUUACUUUUUGUAUUAAACAUAGUAAUUUAUUUAUUUCAAUAUGCUGCCUUAA